CAACAUUCAUCGAGUGGAGAGGGAUGGAGAACGGGUCAACGUUGAAGAAGAAAUGGGGAUUUCAGCCGAAUCCAGAGCUGAAUACGGCAUCGGAGAUCACCAUUAGAGGCGUCCUCGAGAUGCUCAUUUCCAAUCUCAAUCAAUCUGAUGUCAGACACGUCAUCCCUCUCGGCCAUGGCGAUCCUUCUGCUUUCCCCUGCUUUCGUACUACUCAGAUUGCAGAAGAUGCCAUCGUCGAUGCCGUACGUUCUGCCAAGUUCAAUGGUUAUUCACCUACGGUCGGUGUUCUUCCUGCUAGAAGGGCAGUAGCAGAGUACCUUUCACAACGUCUUCCAAAUAAGUUAUCACCAGAUGAUGUAUUCUUGACAGUAGGUUGCAUACAAGCGAUUCAAACCAUAAUAACGGUGCUUGCGAAUUCCAAAGCAAACAUUUUACUCCCAAGACCAGGGUUUCCAUAUUAUGAAGCCGUUGCUCAAUCAUGCCAUUUGGAAGCCCGUCACUUUGAUCUUCUUCCAGAUAAAGACUGGGAGGUUGAUCUUGAUGCAGUUGAAGCUCUUGCAGAUGAAAACACAGUAGCCAUGGUCAUAAUUAACCCUGGAAAUCCUUGUGGGAAUGUUUUCACAUAUCAACAUCUACAGAAGGUUGCUGAGACUGCCAAAAAGCUUGGGAUAUUAGUGAUUUCUGAUGAAGUUUAUGACCAUAUUACUUUUGGGAAAAAUCCUUUUGUUCCGAUGGGAGUCUUUGGAUCAUUUACCCCUGUCGUUACACUGGGUUCUAUUUCAAAAAGAUGGAUUGUUCCUGGUUGGCGGCUUGGAUGGCUUGUCAUUAAUGAUCCUAAUGGCAUACUUAAGGAACAUGGGAUUAUUGAAUGCAUUACAGGAUAUCUCAAUAUAUCCUGUGACCCUCCAACAUUUAUUCAGGGAGCGGUUUCAGAUAUCCUUGGGAAAACACAAGACGAUUUCUUUGCAAAAAUUGUAAAUUUAAUAAAAGAAGAUGCAAAUACUUGUUAUGAAGGCAUCAAAGACAUCCCUGGUAUAAUUUGCCCGAGCAAGCCUGCUGGAUCAAUGUUUGUUAUGGUCAAAUUAGACUUAUCGGCCUUUGAGGACAUUGAGGAUGAUUUGGAAUUCUGCGUCAAGCUUGUUAAAGAAGAAUCGCUAAUAAUCCUACCAGGUGUAGUUGUAGGACUCAAGAACUGGAUACGAAUAACAUAUGCUAUCGAGCCCUCGUAUCUUCAGGAUGGUAUCAAGAGGCUUAAAGCCUUUUGCGAAAGGCACUCCAAGAAAGCAUAAAUUAAGCGUCAAACGCUCAUUGGAUCACGUCUCAUGAUCCCGAAAAAGGAAUCCGCUUGUUGGAUCGUCAACUGCUCGUUGGAUCGUAUGCAUAUGCUUCAUAUAAAAAUGUAUAAUAUCUCUUGAAUAAAGUCCCACGAAGAUCAUGGUGCCUUAUAUUUGGUGAUCCAAGAUCGUAUAUUUGUAUGUCCUACACCAUGUUUCAUUGGGUUUUAGUCGAACAUUUAAUUACUCCCGUUGAAAUCCAACCUUUUUGUUGCUGCUUAGAAUUCCAUACAAAGACAAUAACAUUUAU
Molecule: messenger RNA, 1584 nt
Organism: Cynara cardunculus var. scolymus (artichoke)
Lineage: Eukaryota; Viridiplantae; Streptophyta; Magnoliopsida; Asterales; Asteraceae
Product: tyrosine aminotransferase-like
Exons: 7
Coding region: 24-1289 (421 amino acids)
Biological process (GO): amino acid metabolic process; biosynthetic process
Molecular function (GO): transaminase activity; pyridoxal phosphate binding
Source: RefSeq, a predicted model, not a curated record